Melospiza melodia melodia is the source of this 1242-nucleotide messenger RNA. RefSeq names its product complexin 1 (gene CPLX1). The transcript is spliced from 4 exons. The record is from RefSeq and is a predicted model, not a curated record. The coding region runs from base 330 to 734 and encodes 134 amino acids. Gene Ontology annotation, biological process: regulation of neurotransmitter secretion; synaptic vesicle exocytosis; neurotransmitter transport. Gene Ontology annotation, cellular component: terminal bouton; SNARE complex. Lineage: Eukaryota; Metazoa; Chordata; Aves; Passeriformes; Passerellidae. Gene Ontology annotation, molecular function: syntaxin binding.
AGGAGGAAGGAGGGACCGUGUCGGUGGGAUGGUCCGGAAAUGCUGUGAUAAAAAGAGGGGCGCGGGGGAAAAGUAGGGAGAAGCUGUGGACUCGUUCCUUCUACCCCGCUCCGCGCCCACAACUUCCCCGGCAACCCUCGGGCACACGGGCGCCGGCCGGAGCCCGCGGGAGACGAAGGAGCCGCAGCAGCCGGCACCUGCCGCAGCCGCCUGCCCCGGCCCGGCCCGGCUCCGCACAGCGCCGGCCGCCCAGCGAGGCUGCCUUCCAAGGAUUCCCAGUCUCUGUGCAUGUGAGGUGUGAAGGUGGGCAGGACCCCAAGCAACAAAUCAUGGAUUUUGUUAUGAAACAAGCUCUAGGAGGGGCUACCAAAGACAUGGGAAAGAUGCUGGGUGGGGAUGAGGAGAAAGACCCAGAUGCUGCUAAGAAAGAAGAGGAACGACAGGAAGCCCUUCGGCAACAAGAGGAAGAAAGGAAAGCCAAAUAUGCCAAGAUGGAGGCUGAAAGAGAAGUUAUGAGACAAGGAAUUCGAGACAAGUAUGGGAUAAAGAAGAAGGAAGAAAAGGAAGCAGAGGCCCAGGCUGCUCUGGAAGCUAAUGCUGAAGGGAGUCUGACACGCCCGAAGAAGGCGAUCCCUCCUGGCUGUGGGGAUGAGGAGGAGGAAGAAGAAGAGAGCAUCCUAGACACAGUCAUCAAAUACUUACCAGGGCCCCUGCAGGACAUGUUCAAGAAGUAAUAGCUGCAGACUGUUAGAUGGGCAUAAACAGUACUGCAAAGGAUUUCUCUUUUGCCCAAUGGGGAUUUAAAUCUUGCCAUUCAUCCCGCAGUCCUCCCCUCCUCUGCCCUCCCUCUACUGCUCACUAGAAGUCCCUUCGCUUCCCAUACCCUUCCAGCUGCCUCUUUCCUCUGCCCCAAGACUCAUCCAUUCCUUAAUUUUGUACAUAGUCACAUCCAGUAGAUGCCUCUGAAUGGAUGUAAAGAUUAAAAAGCUGCAGACUACACAACUUUUAUUAUAAGCCAUAGUACUGUGUAUGUUAAAUACAGCACUGCACAUCAAGCAUAGAAAAGGAACAAUCUCAUUUCCAUCAAAUGCAAGAAUGAGUGUUCACUAAGUAUGAACAGUGGCCUCUUUAAUUUUUUUAAAUGAUCUUAUUUUUAUUAUUAAUAAUAAUUAGUCAUUAUUAUAAUGUUCCUAUUGAUUGGGUCACAUUAGCUUUUUUUUUUUUUUUUUUGAGCACAUCUGC